AUGGAAUCCCCAUUUUCUGAUAUGGAUUGGCUUGAUACAGCAUCAAAUACUCUUGAUCUUGCAAUACAAAAAGGUCUUUAUACAGAAUUUAGUCAUCUAAAAUCUGAUCUUGAUCGUAUACGUUUUAUACAUAAUCAUCGUACAAAUCUUUUAUCAAAUACAUUUGAACGUUAUUUAUCAUCAACAUCAUCAUCAUGUUUAACAAAAAAUGCUACAACAGCAAUAAAUUUUCGUAAAAAAGGUAAUGAUUAUUUUGUUGAAAAAGAUUUAUCACGUGCAGCAUGGUGUUAUCGUGCAAGUAUUGCAUUAUCAACAAUAAAUAGUCAAGAUAUGGCAUUAUCAUAUGGAAAUUUAUCAGCUGUUCUUUUUGAAUUAAGUCAUUAUCAUGAAUCAAUACGUGCUAUACAAUUAGCUAAUGAUUUUUAUCCAAAUGAACUUAAAUUUAAAUUAGUAUUUCGUCGAGCUGCAUGUUAUCAUAAAUUAAAUGAUCCUGAACGUAGUGCUUAUGAACUUAAAAUAUGUCGUGAUCUGAUUAAAAAAACUGCUGGUCUUGAUAGAAAAAAAAUUGAUUCAUUUUGUAAAGAAAUGGAUCAUUUAAGUCGACAAAUAGCAAUUUUAAAUAAACGAAAAGAAGAAGAAGAAGAAGAAGAACAACAACAACAACAACAACAACAACAAAUUAAAAAAUCAUAUAAAAAUCUUGAUGAUCUUAUUCAAAAUUCACAAACACCAACUGAAACAAUAGCUACUUGUUUAUUAAAAUCAACUGAAGAAAAAACUACUGAUGAAUUUUGUCCACCAUCACCUCCAUCACCACCUCGUAGUACAAUUCUUAUUGAUGAAUCAAAAUUAUUAUUAAAUGGACCUAAUAAAUAUAUACCUUGUGCUAGUUCAACUUUACGUCUUGCUUAUUCAAAGGAUAAAGGUCGACAUAUAAUUGCUAAUCAAGAUAUUCCAUCGGAUGUAUUAAUACUUAAUGAACGUCCAUAUGCUUGUUUAUUAUUACCUAAAUUUGCUUAUACAUACUGUGAUCACUGUUUAACGGCUAUUGUCAUACCAUAUGUAUGUCCUCAAUGCUCUCAUGUUCUAUUCUGUAGUGAACAUUGUCAACAACGUGCACUUGCUAGUUAUCAUCAAUAUGAAUGUAAACAUAUUCAUAUACUUAAAACAUUAGGCAUAGCUUUUCUUGCUUAUCGUACAUUGACAAUAACUGAUCAUGAAACAUUAUGGACAACAAUAACUCAAACAACAAUUCCGAAUGAUAAUGAAGAACAAAAUAAUAAUAAUCAUAAUAAUCAUAAUAAUAAUAAUAAUAAUAUAUAUAAAUCAGAUUAUUCAUCGAUACAAAAAUUAAUAACACAUACAGAACAAAUGUCUACUGAUGAUUUAUUUCAUUAUUCUUUAACAGCAUAUCUUCUUUCAGAAAUAAUAAAAUCAACAAAUUUUUUAAGAUGUAAUCAAAUAAAAAAACGUGAUACUGAACAAAUUUUACUUGCAUCUAUAUUGCUUAAACAUAUUCAACAAAUGAUAUGUAAUGCUCAAACAAUAUCAAUAACAAAAACAAAUCAAAUUGAUGAUAUUAUUUUUGAUAAUGAUGAUGAUCAUGAUGAAAUAACAAAACGUUUUGCUUCAGCUAUAUUUCCAACAUGUGCAUUAAUGAAUCAUUCAUGUGUACCAAAUAUUCGUUGUGUAUUUGAUCAAGGAUAUUUACGUGUAUAUACAGCGAAAACAAUACGACAAGGUGAAGAAAUUUUAAAUUGUUAUGGUCCACAAAAAUCUCUUAUGCCAUCAAUUGAACAAAGACAAAAUGUUCUAUUAGAACAGUAUUUUUUUAAAUGUCAAUGUGAAGGAUGUAGUGAAGUACAAAAGCCUCAAAUUGAAACAUUAGCAAAUGGUGAGAAUUAA
This is a messenger RNA of Rotaria sordida, 1905 nucleotides long. NCBI's taxonomy places the organism in Eukaryota, Metazoa, Rotifera, Eurotatoria, Philodinida, Philodinidae. The record is from the annotation of a GenBank genome assembly.